UUUGAAAAGGCGGCCCUGAGAGGCGUGGGCGCCCCCCAAGCACUUCCAGCUCGGACCCCGGCUCCGCUCUCUCGUCGGCGCGCUCGCUCGGCUCCGGCGGGGGCCGCCGGUGCGCUCCCGACCGUCCUCCCGCCCGGGACUCCGGGUCCCCGCGGGCGGCCGCGCAAGAUGAAGCUGGCUCUGCUCCUGCCCUGGGCGUGCUGCUGCCUCUGCGGGUCGGCGCUGGCCACCGGCUUCCUCUACCCCUUCCCGGCCGCGGCCCUGCAGCAGCACGGCUAUCCUGACCCGGGCGCCGGCUCCCCCGGCAGCGGCUACGGGGGCCGCCGGCACUGGUGCCAUCACACGGUGACACGGACGGUGUCCUGCCAGGUGCAGAACGGCUCGGAGACGGUGGUGCAGCGCGUGUACCAGAGCUGCCGGUGGCCCGGGCCCUGCGCCAACCUCGUGAGGACUCUGAUCAGACCCACAUACAGAGUGUCCUACCGCACGGUGACGGCGCUGGAAUGGAGGUGCUGCCCUGGCUUUACCGGGAGCAACUGUGAUGAGGAAUGCAUGAACUGUACCCUCAGCGACAUGAGCGAGCGGCUGACCACGCUGGAGGCCAAGGUUCUCCUUCUGGAAGCAGCGGAGCGGCCCUCGGGCCCAGACAAUGACCUGCCGACGCCCCAGAACACCCCACCGCCCUGGAACGAGGGUCUCCUCCCUGACGCCAUCCCGCUUGCCCACCCUGGGCCCCAGAGACGGCCCACAGGCCCGGCCGGGCCCCCUGGACAGACGGGACCACCAGGGCCUGCGGGUCCCCCAGGUUCCAAAGGUGACCGGGGUCAGGCAGGAGAAAAGGGCCCAGCGGGGCCUCCUGGCCUCUUGGGGCCGCCAGGGCCCCGUGGGCUUCCUGGAGAGAUGGGGCGCCCUGGACCACCCGGCCCCCCUGGCCCAGCAGGCAGCCCGGGGCUCCCUCCAAACGGCCCCCAAGGCGUCCUCUACUCCCUGCAGCCACCGACGGACAAGGACAGUGGAGACGUGCAGCUGGCCUCCGCGGCUGUGGACACAGUGUUGGCGGGCGUCCCAGGGCCCCGGGGUCCCCCUGGCCCCCCAGGGCCUCCUGGACCACACGGCCCCCCUGGACCCCCGGGUGCGCCUGGAUCCCAGGGCCUGGCUGGAGAGCGGGGCGCCACGGGGCCAUCUGGGGAACCUGGCGGGAAGGGGGAAGAGGAGGAGAAAGCCGCCGCUGAGGGCGAGGGGGUGCAGCAGCUGCGGGAGGCCCUGAAGAUUUUGGCCGAGAGAGUGCUCAUCCUGGAACACAUGAUUGGGAUCCACGAUCCCCAGGCCACCCCUGAGGGGGGCUCUGGCCAGGACGCCGCCCUGAGAGCCAACCUCAAGAUGAAGCGCGGAGGCCCCCCACCCGAUGGCUCCCUGGCCGCCCUGCUCGGGCCUGACCCCGGGCAGAGGAGCGCUGGCCGGGCCAGUGGCGGGAAGUAAGAAGCCAGCUCUCCCAGAGGAGCCCCGGCUCCGCCAGAGACCCCGCCCCGAGGCUGAUGCUGCUGUCGGCACUGAGGACGCCCCGAGUGGGACUGGGCUCCAGGCCUGGGUGCCCGUCAGGGACACUGGCUCCCGGGGGCCUUGGGGACAUACGGCAACGCCAGAGGCAGGGGCCAGAGGGGCCCAGCGCCCCCGGCCGAGCCCUGCCCUGGUCCCUGCCCUCCCCACCCCCACUCCCUGCUGGAGACGGGGUCUGGUGGCUGGGCGGGGUGCAGGAAUCGUCAUAAUACUCGUCAUUUACUGGGUCCCUGAGCCGUCUGGGCCCAUCCGAGGAACUUCCCUGCAUCGUCUCAUUUACCCCUUAGGACGUAGGCUUGUUCCCCCCACUUUACAUGGGGGCAGAGGCUGGGAGAGGAUCACCUGCCCAAGGCCCCUGGACUGUGGAGGACCAGGGCAGGAUUUGAACCUGUGUUCUCUCUACCUGCCAGCUCCCCUCUUCACGGGGACACUCAGACGGGGCAGGUGCUGGGCCGGGCAGUCCCGGAGGCUCCAGCCGGGAAGGAAGGCAGGCCCUGCCCUGCUCAAGACCCUGGGGACCCUCUGGCCUCCUUCCUUGACACCCCUCCCUGGGCUUGGGGGUCUGCUUCACAGGUGGGGAAGUGGGCAGCUUGGCCUGUAGCUGCUCUUGGAGGCCCGGGAAACCUUGAAUAAACCCCUGACAGUCAGUGGACUUGGAGACCGUGAGAGAGGAGCAUUGGGGUGCCAGGAUCCUCAGACUGAAUUGGCAUCACCCCCCGCUGCAUCCUAAUCCCUCUGACCCCACCCACCCUGCCAGGGCCUCCCAUCACUGAGCAGCGAGGAGGAGGAUUGAAUGGGACGGUGCACCCGCUGGGGGCGUCCCUCCAGCCCUGGCCUCUCCCAGACUUGCUGAGAACCAGCAAGGUUAGGGUUAGUUUGAGUUACAAGGCAAGUCCUGUGUCCCAAGGAGAAGGAGGGGUUGUCACCUGAUUCCCAGACCCUGCUGGGGACAGACGCUCCGCGCUUGGUCCUGUGGGCCCAGCCUGGCUCCGGUCCCUGGUCCCAGUGCCCCAGAGCAGCUCAGACCACAGCCCUCAAGGCCUCUUGGGCAUCAGGUCCUCUCUGCCCUGGACCCGCCCUGGUGCUCCUCUCUUGCCACCUCGGCCACAGCAGCAAAUGCAGACACUCCCAGGUGCUGGCGCCGCCCCCGUGGUCUCUCCUUGUGGCAGGAGUGACUUGUCCCCACCGCCCUUGGUGCUACUGGGAGGCUGUGCCCCCUCCCUCUGGGCCCUGGUAACCUCUCCCUGCCCUCGAGUCCUGGACUGCCCCUCAGGAGGCAGGGCUGGCUGGGUGGGGGGCCAGGAUGUGGCUUCUCGCAAGCCUGUCUUCACGGAGGGGCGGCAACCCUCCCACAAUAAAGGUGCUCUCACCCUGUGG
This is a messenger RNA of Capra hircus (goat), 2934 nucleotides long. It is a transcript of the gene COL26A1, whose product is annotated as collagen type XXVI alpha 1 chain. NCBI's taxonomy places the organism in Eukaryota, Metazoa, Chordata, Mammalia, Artiodactyla, Bovidae. The record is from RefSeq and is a predicted model, not a curated record. Gene Ontology annotation, molecular function: protein binding.